Molecule: messenger RNA, 564 nt
Organism: Brassica napus (rape)
Lineage: Eukaryota; Viridiplantae; Streptophyta; Magnoliopsida; Brassicales; Brassicaceae
Exons: 7
Coding region: 1-564 (187 amino acids)
Source: RefSeq, a predicted model, not a curated record
AUGGCUAAAUUUUUUGACAAGGUUAUGGACUUGAGUCCUGCGAAAACUACGUGGAAAAUUAAGGUCAAGAUAAUUCGUCUAUGGAGACAAUACUCCACAUGCGAUAUUGACAGUAUUGAGAUGGGGGAUACGAUUCAUGCAACUGUUAAUGAGGAUGUGGUUCCGAUCUUUGAAUCUUUCCUCGAAGAAGACGGAACUCUCAGCCCUGAAUACUUGAUCGAUAUUGUGAGUCAGAUAGUAGAGUCUAAACCACUUUCCAUGGUGUCAAUGAUGUCAGAGGAAGAAGACUACUUCGUGAAAACGCCACAGAAAACAAUAUCUGAUAUUUUGGAGACGAGAAAGGUUGAGAGGUGUUACGUGAGGUGCACUAUAGCUGCAAUUGAUAAUGAUAUGGGUUGGUACUAUAUUAGUUGCAAAGUGUGUGGUACAAAAGUAGAUAUGUUGCAUAAUAACGUUCACCCCGGAGGAACCUAUGAACUGGAUGUUCGUUGUAUGCUCUACUGUACUAAGUGCAAAAUGCUUAAUCCUAAGCUCAAGCUAAGGAUUCCAAGCAUCGAUUUCUGA